UUCGACGCAUGCGCGAGCUGGUGUAUCAGCGGUGCGGCCAGAGAUGAUUCAUGAUAUAUGCAGUUAGACAGAGAAGCUGCGGCGUGCUGGCAGAAGCGGACACGAAAGACUUCGAUCUCGCCGUCAUAACUCGACAUGGCCACAAUUUUGGUGUGUCUGGCACUGGUUGUGACGCCAUGGACUGCCGCCACACCUGUCCACGGCCCGGCAGUUUUCAACAUCACCGGUGGACCAUUGAACCGAACGAAGAGAUGGUGCCAGCAACAUCAGGCGUCGAGUUACAACAUGUGGCCAGGGUGCAACGACUACAACUACUACAGACACUGUUACAAUCCUUGCUUGGUGUGGCCCACGGCUCACCCCACCACCCCGUCCAACACACACCCUCCUUGGCCAACACAAACUCCUCGGCCCACUUACAUACCCAUCUGGCCAACAUGGAGACCAUGGCCCACUAGUCCUCCCUAUACCCCGAUAUGGCCGACUUGGACACCUCAACCCAGCACCAGGCCCCCCUACACCCCAAUAUGGCCAACUUGGAGGCCUUCAACCACCAGGCCCCCCUACACGCCUAUCAUGCCCACUGUAAGACCAACACCCACCAGGCCCCCCUACACCCCAAUAUGGCCAACUUGGAGGCCUUCAACCACGAGGCCCCCCUACACCCCUAUCAUGCCCACUGUAAGACCAACACCCACAAGGCCUCCCUACACCCCUAUCAUGCCCACUGUAAGACCAACACCCACAAGGCCUCCCUACACCCCUAUCAUGCCCACUGUAAGCCCAACACCCACGAGGCCCCCCUACACCCCAAUAUGGCCAACCUGGAGGCCUUCAACCACCAGGCCCCCCUACACCCCUAUCAUGCCCACAGUAAGCCCAACACCCACCAGGCCCCCCUACACUCCAAUAUGGCCAACCUGGAGGCCUUCAACCACCAGGCCCCCCUACACCCCUAUCAUGCCCACUGUAAGCCCAACACCCACCAGGCCCCCCUACACUCCAAUAUGGCCAACUUGGAGGCCUUCAACCACCAGGCCUCCCUACACCCCGAUAUGGCCCAGGCCUCCCUACACCCCUAUCAUGCCCACAUUAAGACCUUCAUCCACCAGACCCCCCUACACCCCCAUAUGGCCAACUUGGAGGCCUUCACCCACCAGGCCUCCCUACACCCCAGUAUGGCCAACCUGGAGACCGUCAUCCACCAGGCCGCCUUACACGCCUAUCAUGCCCACAAUAAGCCCAAUAACAACCAGGCCGCCUUACACCCCCAUCACGGUCACUUGGACGCCCUACCCCACUUUCCCUUCGGUAACCCCCGUCAGGAAAAAAAGGUGCAAUAAGGUGUGCGUGGACGAGAACAAAAUGUAUUACUGCUGCGAAACGACCACCACCGCAGCGCCCGCCACCACCACAGAGGCAUCACGAGGCACCUGUCCUCCCCAGAGUUCGCCGUGCCCCGAGAAGCCCCCGAAACGCACAACACAGCAGCGAGAGUGUACGUUUGAUUACCAGUGCCCAGACAACUACGGUUGCUGUUAUGACAACUGCCGUCAGGAGUACAAGUGUUUUCGUCUCCUGCCCAACGCCGCCUUCCCCACCAUGGCCCCGCUUGUCUCAACGCAACGCCGAUACCCACAUCGCUACUACCAUCACCACCAUGAAGACGAGACCCGAGUUGAGCGUUCCACGCAUGAUGAGGAGAGCGAAAAGGCACCAUCGUCAGGCACCCCGGGCAAUGGCACGAAGGUACCCGUGGCGGCGGUGGUAAGCUCUGAGCGGCGGCACGGGGCAGGGGAGGCGGAGGUCAUCGUGAUGGUGGACGAGGGACGGCAAGGCAGCACCCAGCCCCUCUACCACCUGCUGGAACCCCUGACUCGCCUGCCACACCCAAACCUCGGCAUGCUGUUCCUCCCCCUGCACCCUCAGGACGGCAGGACAGCCGCGUGGGAGGCGGUGCAGUGCACGACGCGGGCAGCCCCGGAGCACAGGACGGCCCUUAAUCUGGUGGCUUGUGUCCUGGCUGCCGCGCCCCCGCUGCGUUCCCACCCCAACUCACUUCUUCCGUCAGUUAGGGAGUGUGGUCCUGAGCUGAAGGUCAACUGGACGACCCUCCAGACUUGCAUGAGCCGUGGCAGAGGCGGGAGUCUGCUGCGAGGAGCUCUGUUGCGUCAUGGUCGCCUGCUGGAGGCCGCCAGGAAACACCAGCUGGCCGGAAAACAGCCUGCAGGUGCUGUAUUGGCUGUCAAUGGGACUUUAGUGGAAGGAGUCGCCGCCGCCGCCGCCGCCGUCGCCACCACUCUGCCGGGGCACCACGACUCGGCACCAAGCAGCGGCGGGGCAGCCUCGUGAGCAGCGGAGCACCCCAAACACAAAGCCGCUUAUCAACUCUCCACUGCCAGUUCCGGGUUCAUGGUGCUUGUUGAGCCGCAGGGCUUCAACAUGGAAAGGGAUUUACCUCUUUCACUCACUCUUUAAUAAAAUACGUAAUUACACUAUUUGAUAAGUAAGGGAAUAAAACUUACCUUCGUG
This is a messenger RNA of Eriocheir sinensis (Chinese mitten crab), 2532 nucleotides long. RefSeq names its product adhesive plaque matrix protein-like. Bases 136 to 2352 code for a protein of 738 amino acids. Gene Ontology annotation, molecular function: peptidase inhibitor activity. Gene Ontology annotation, cellular component: extracellular region. NCBI's taxonomy places the organism in Eukaryota, Metazoa, Arthropoda, Malacostraca, Decapoda, Varunidae. The record is from RefSeq and is a predicted model, not a curated record. The transcript is spliced from 9 exons.